AUGGAUUGGCGAUCGUCGCCGCGGGCUGCCACCUAUUGCUUGCGAAGCAUUAUGGCGUUAAUCGUGGGAAGUGGCUCAAACCGACAGUGGAGUUUUUGUCGUCGAAAGAUAGAAACGAAGGCAACCCGCCAGUGUACAGCCACAGCAGGCAGCUGUUUGUGGUCAAGUUGUAGACGCGGUUUGGUGCUGACGUCGAUCCUUUUAGUGACUUGUCUUGCCCGACCGAUCGCCGGCAGCAGAGAGCGUGAGUUGCACUUGCAGGACUAUGCUGUCCUGUCGCAUGUGCGUUCAUUAAACAACCCCUGCAAGGAGUCGGGUGGUGCCGGUACCACCACAAACCAACGCGCACCGCCCGAAUCUGGCAGCGUGUUGAAGCUGUCCGAACUUGUGACGCAAAGUGAUGUGAUAUUCAAAGCAUUCGCUGGCCAUGGAAACGACCUGCGGGAUGCGGCUCUCAACUUCUCGAGCAUGGCGACGGGAGCGGCAGAACACCGUCAGCAGCAGCAGCAGCACCAUCACCAGCCACGCUGGAAACCGCAGCCGGUGGACGCGAAACAUGAGGCAGGCGCAGAUUUUAUCGUACGACUCGAGCCCGGCACCGUCUACAAAGGAAAUGAGCUUUUCAAACAGUUGCAACUGAACAGCUGGAAGCAUUAUUUCAUCCUUUGGAGCAAUGGCAGCGUACAGUACACGCAUCGUGAUGUGCCCGUUCAAGGUCACACGACAGGCGAGAGUUUCAAACCGACCGAAUCGACGACGGCGGACACUACCUACCCAGACGGUUUGAACGCUGAUGCAUCUUUAUCGAGUCAUUUAGAGCGCCGCAGUGCAGAACCUAUCUCGACGGCAAAGACCACAAAGCCAGGUUGCCAAAACAAGCGACCCGGAGGAACAUGGAGCGAAAGUACACCGUCAGCUGUUACGGAAGGAGUCCACGAUGACUCAUCUUUCCAACCAGCUCACCCGAUCGGUACUGACAAUUCAAUCCAUUCGGCUGCGCACAACCUUGACACCGACCGCAGCAGUCCAGCUCAUACUUUCUCGAAUGACGACCACAAGCACAAACCCUUGUCUGCUGAUGAACGUGUCAAUUUGCAGCAAAGCGCUGAAAGCAACAAGAGCACACUGCCGGAAGACGAAACAUCGGAUGAACGGGCCGUGCCUAAAUCGAUGGGAAAGGAUUUCGAAAGCGAGGGUCAGAUUAGCCGCACGCUGAGCGAGAUACUGCCUGUUACACUGGUCGUAUUUGGGCGUCUGUCCACGGGUGGUAACGAUGGCGGUGGUGCCACUGAUAAGCUACUGCGAGUGGAUCCGUACGUGGGACUUUUACGCUGGGACGAGCAGCUCGAGGAUGCCCUGUGGCAAGCGCUUGGCUGGAGCGAAUGGAGUGACAACACCGGCUGCAGUGUGGCGUGCGGAGGCGGUGUACAACAACGGUUUCGACAUUGUUUACAGUCGGCACCCUCAGACCGUGCCGGUGCGACGGAGAUACACACGGAAUCCAUCACGCCACCGCCGGUAACACCUUCGGUUGCUACCACGCGACAUCGGCGCAAUGUUUUAAGCAGUGAAAUUGAAAACCCCACCAGCGCAGCCACCACCGCACGUACGCAGCCAGUUACGUUCGGUGCGCAACCAGGCGUCUCCAUUACUCGAAUGUCGUACGGGAACGAUGAUGGCGAUGGGAAACGGAAAAGAAAACUCAAAUCAAAACAAACGAUGGCGUAUGAAAAGGAGCGAAGAAUGAAGUUCCGGGAAAAGGUUAAUGAAAAGAGCAUAAUAAUGAACCCCUCAACGAGCGAACCCAUUUCAUCAGAAUCUGUUACCCAGUGGACCCCCACGGUACAGGGUAAAUCCGUUCCACCCCACGAACGAAUGGUUAUGGAAGCUGCAGUGAAGACGGAUCAUAAUCGACAAUCGGAUGAGGCUGCUGAUGACGAGGACACGUGGCCUGUCUGCGAGGGUCACAAUAUCGAGCAGCGGAACUGCAACAUGUUCGAGUGCACUGGUACAAUUAAUUUGUUAACGGCACUCACAUCAAACUACCACUGGAGGGCCUGGGACGAAGCGAUCGACGAUCGAAUCAACUAUCAGAUCAAUCAACUAGAUCAAAAUUUUACCCUAAUGAUGAGUUUGCGCUUAAAGGUAAGUGUGACUCAGCCGGCCGCCGGUUAUAGUGGUCACCGGGAGCACCGCGCGGACGAUGACAUCGGGUCGGAUCCUUCGUCAACGGUUCGCCCAAUCAGUGGGCACAUUUUUUCCGUACGGUCCAAGCUAACGACCGGUUCAAGUUUGUCGAUAAAUUUCGAAACCGAUGGGCACGGCGGGAUACGGGUGUUGCAGGAAAAGUACGGCCUGUCCGAGAUGCUACCGGUGCGAUCGGGCAAACUCACCCUGCGCGACGGUGAUUGGCAUUCGCUGGCACUCAGUGGCCGAAACGGUGGCUUCGUAACGGUCUACAUCGACUGCCAAUGGAUUAAUUCGUUCGUCCUGACGAAGGGCUCGAUCGAGCUGCCCCAGUAUCCAAUCGUGGAGGUUGGACAAAAUGUUGAACUGCGUCAGCUCACGGUGGUACCGGGUGAGAAAUCGGCCCGUUUACAAUGCAACUCGCAACCGGUUCCGAUACACGAUGUGGAAAACCGACAAGUGACGAAUUAUUUUGAGCAUCUCAAUUAG
Molecule: messenger RNA, 2676 nt
Organism: Anopheles marshallii
Lineage: Eukaryota; Metazoa; Arthropoda; Insecta; Diptera; Culicidae
Exons: 7
Coding region: 1-2676 (891 amino acids)
Source: RefSeq, a predicted model, not a curated record